This is a messenger RNA of Actinia tenebrosa (Australian red waratah sea anemone), 1460 nucleotides long. RefSeq lists its product as uncharacterized. Gene Ontology annotation, molecular function: protein binding. Lineage: Eukaryota; Metazoa; Cnidaria; Anthozoa; Actiniaria; Actiniidae. The record is from RefSeq and is a predicted model, not a curated record.
UUCGCAAUGCGAUUACCAUCGACUCAGCCGAGCGAAAAUCUUUAAACGUUUUACGUUUUUACCCACUAAGAAAUCUAAAUCUCAAGUGAACAAAAUGGACAGGAAAGUUCAAGUUGAAGAAUUUUUUUGCGAUAAUGAGGAAUCGAGCGGCGAAAAGGCAAACCUCGAUCAGGAAAAUGCAGCAAUCGAACACGAGUUUUCGAGUCCCUGGGACGACAAUGACCUCAUUCUUGUUGUCGAGGACCAGAAACUCCACGUUCAUCGCUCCAUCCUCAAGAUGACGUCACCAGUGUUCAAAGCCAUGCUUUCAUCCAACUUCAAAGGAAAAGAUGCCAAUGAAAUAACCUUGCCAGGGAAGAAAGUUAACGAGUUUGUUGACUUCUUGCGACAGAUUUAUCCCCUGCUUGAUGGCGAAAUAACACUGAAGAACAUCAAGUACAUCUACAGACUUGCAGAUGAAUACCAGAUGGCAAAAGUGAUGAAGGACUGCAGAAUGUUCUUGUUUUCAGUAACAAAGACAAAAGAGAAUACCAUAGAAAUGUUGAUGUUAGCACAAGACAUAAAGGCAGAGGAGGCUCGUCAGCAGUGUUAUGAUGUACUGAAGAAGAUGACUUUGACUGAGUUGGAGAGUCUGGAGGGUUUUUCCGAAUUAGAUAGACAAAGCAUGCAGGUGUUAGUUCUACCAAGGGUCAAGCGACUUCAAGAAUGCAUGAAACGAAUUCUUCCCGAGUUUUUAGGCUCAUUGGAUGCAUUGGUGUAUUUAUGGUGCCACGAUGAAAACAAGUACAAAAUGCACGGUGCUCCAAGCACGUGUCCAAAACAUCGCAUAUAUUCAUCCGGGUCAUCUCGCAACAUUAAUCCUAACCUAUAUAAACUAUAUGAAAGAAUAAAAUGCAACACUUGCAAGGGAAUGUUCAGCCAAAUGGCAAUGAACGCAAAAGGCUAUAUAUCUCCAUCUAAAACGUAUCUUAGUGAAAACAUCGUGAGUAUUCUGGAAGAAAUCGUGGAUCUCACCAAAUAACGUUAUUAAUUAAGCACGUACACGUUAAGAGAUCUUAGGCCUAGGGCAAACAUCAAAUUUUUCAUGCACCGAACUCAUUAAAAACAAUGGAUAUCAGGUGAUAAUGAGGCGGCAUUCUUUGAUGUAAUUAAGUUCGGUGCAUGGAAAGUUCGACGUUUGCCCUAGGCCUAAGAGGCAUAAUAGAUACGACCGCUAUUGCUGCUGCAGUCUACAUAAUUAAUACGUGUAUUUUCUUUUUUUAAAGCUGUUAUUAUUACUUCUGUAGUCAAUUUACAACGUAGUCGUUUUUAUUAGUUGCAAAAUCAAUGCAAGAUAGGGGCGGAUCUAGGAAUCUUAGAUUUUUAGAAAACAUGGCUGCCACUAAUAUGCAAAAAUUUAAAACUGUUUUUUGACUUUUUAAAUCUUAAUGAGGGUAACAUUAAAGCAAUUAAAACCAAAA